CUGCUUUGGUUGAAGCAAGUAGCAAGUUGGGGAAUCGGUUUUGAUAACCGUUCUGUGUUGGUUGAAGCAACGGAACGGAAGCAGCUAGAAAGUAGAAAGUAGAGUUGAGAGAGGUGAAGAAUGAAUCGCAAUCCUAUAUUCCUCAAAUCUUCAACUUGUCGUUAACACUGUUAUCUUGGAUUGGAUAUACAUAAUCAUAAUCAUAUAUCUAUCUGUUACUAUUCGGUGCGGUGAAUGGACAGAGAGCCACCGUCCUCGAGUGGCGGCACUGCCGUCGCUGGAACCACUGCUCCAACAGAAUCAUCAUCAGCACCGCCACAAGAUGCUUGGAUUCACACAUACAAUUCCUUUCUCCCUCUCUGGCCCUCUCUCUCCCACUCUCCUCAGUCUACGAUUCCGAUUACGAUAUCGAGAGUUAACCAGGUUGAUGCUGCAAGAUUGGAUGUGGAAAUGUCCGCCAUGUUGAAAGAGCAGCUUGUUAAAGUCUUCUCUUUAAUGAAGCCAGGAAUGUUAUUUCAGUAUGAGGCCGAGCUUGAUGCUUUCCUUGAGUUCCUUAUUUGGCGCUUCUCAAUUUGGGUAGAUAAGCCUACUCCAGGGAUUGCUCUCAUGAAUCUCAGGUACAGGAAUGAGCGCGCAACCGAAUCCAGACAAAAAGUUAGAACUGGUUUGGAGGGACCAGGACUUACUGUAGCUCAGAAACUUUGGUAUUGUAUUGCCACUGUUGGUGGUCAGUAUAUUUGGGCUCGUCUACAAUCUUUCUCUGCUUUUCGAAGAUGGGGUGAUACUGAGCAGAGGUCAUUAGCACAGCGUAUAUGGAUCUUGCUACAACGCGUAGAAGGGAUUUAUAGAGCUGCUUCAUUUGGAAACUUGUUGAUUUUUCUUUGUACUGGAAGAUAUAGAAAUCUUAUUGAAAGAGCCUUACGAGCAAGGCUUGUAUAUGGGAGCCCGAAUAUGAAUCGCGCAGUUAGCUUUGAGUAUAUGAACCGACAACUAGUUUGGAAUGAAUUCUCGGAAAUGUUGUUGCUGCUUCUUCCUCUACUUAACUCAUCGUCUGUUAGAAAUCUCUUUCGACCAUUUUCUAAGGACAAAUCUUCAAGUUCAGCUGAGGACGACACACUAUGUCCCAUUUGCCGGGCUACUCCAACCAUUCCUUUUGUUGCAAUUCCUUGUCAGCAUAGAUACUGUUACUACUGUCUUCGGACGCGAUGCGCUGCUGCUCCAUCAUAUAGGUGUUCGAGGUGCAGUGAGCCAGUUAGUGCAAUGCAGCGGCAUGGUGGUGCCCCAACGGAAUGAUGAUAUUAUGAGAAGAGGAGAAGGCUUCCGAUAUCUCCAUACAGAAUUAGCAAUAUAAAAUACUGCCUGAAAUUGUGGCUGUAUUCUUUUUUCUUUUUCUUCUUCUGUUUUCUCCAUUAUUAAUUCACAUUUAUUUGCAAAAGGAAUCAUAUUCCUUAUUAGUAUCAUAUUGUCAUGGGUUGAAUGGGGUGUAUGAGCCCUUCCAGCAAUGUCAUCAUACAUAUAGUGCAAUAAACCAGUGGUCUUCCGAGUUUA
Molecule: messenger RNA, 1548 nt
Organism: Arachis duranensis
Lineage: Eukaryota; Viridiplantae; Streptophyta; Magnoliopsida; Fabales; Fabaceae
Product: peroxisome biogenesis protein 2
Exons: 8
Coding region: 235-1293 (352 amino acids)
Biological process (GO): protein import into peroxisome matrix
Cellular component (GO): peroxisomal membrane
Molecular function (GO): zinc ion binding
Source: RefSeq, a predicted model, not a curated record